Messenger RNA from Chironomus riparius, 688 nucleotides. The record is from the annotation of a GenBank genome assembly. NCBI's taxonomy places the organism in Eukaryota, Metazoa, Arthropoda, Insecta, Diptera, Chironomidae.
UUGUAAACAAAGGCAAAUUCACGGAAUAAGGCUUAACUUUUUUUUGAAAUUAAGGAAUAAUGGAGAUUGUGUGCUUUCCAGGACAAAGAAUUUGUGCUGCAAAUGAUAACAUUAUUGCUGGAUCAGGAACCUACGAACGGUUAGGCUAUAUCUUCUCUUCGCUAGCUGGCACCAUUGAAACUACCACACAGGAAAAGAACAACAUAAUAAGUGUAAAGUCAUUGGGCAACAAAACUGUUCUUCCCGUUGUCGGAGAUGUUGUGACUGCACGAGUAGAAAUUGUUAACCAGAGAUUCGCAAAAUGUCAAAUUUUAUGCAUUGGAGAUGUUCUACUUAAUAGACCUUUAAGAGGAAUCUUGAGAAAAGAGGAUGUUCGAGCAACUGACAUAGAUAGAGUUGAAAUGUACAAGAACUUUCGACCAAAUGACAUUAUUUUAGCAAAAGUUAUUCCACAAAUUGAGCUACACACGUUUAGUUUAAGUACGGCUGAGAAUGAGUUGGGAGUUGUAUUGGCAACGGCAAGAGGAUUAGCUGCAACAUGUAAUCGUGCAUCAAACACACCAAUGGUUCCUAUAAGCUGGCUAGAAAUGCAAUGUCCACUCACUGGAAUUAAGGAACCGAGAAAAGUAGCCAAAAUCAUGUCGGAAAACUCAUUGGUUAAAAUUGAAUAAAACAAGUCUUAUUUUCU